Molecule: messenger RNA, 4709 nt
Organism: Gaeumannomyces tritici R3-111a-1
Lineage: Eukaryota; Fungi; Ascomycota; Sordariomycetes; Magnaporthales; Magnaporthaceae
Exons: 3
Coding region: 637-4194 (1185 amino acids)
Source: RefSeq, a predicted model, not a curated record
GGACAAUCGCAUUGACGGGACGGCAAGGGAGGUCAGGCUGGCGGGUACUGCAAGCUGAGUUGCAUCGGCUGUCAGCUUUGCGGGACCGGUUCCUUUGAUGGAGGGCCGGCGGGGUAUUUGAUUGGAUGGCGAUCCGACAAUGUUGGUGCCUGAAGCAGAGCCAUUGGCUGCACAGGCGAUGAUCGGCCGGCCCCAUGUCACCCUGUGGCUGUUGGUUGUUCAGCAGGAAGGGGCAGCACAGCGCACAACACGGCUUUGUCUUCCCACCCCCACGAAGGGCCUUGCCCGCCCGUUCCAAUUCCACUUUGGUGUCGCCCGACUGGGAAGGCGUGGGAGGGAAGGGAAGGGAAGGGCUCCAGCUCCUUUCCUCCCUUUCUUUUCCCUCCAAUGCCUUCCUCGCUACAUUGUUCAAUCGCCCAGUCCAUCACACAGACAAGUUCCCUGCGCCGUUGGAGCAGGUCCUUUUCCACCUGGCGCUGCCAGAGGAACAACGCCUUGUCUAUUUCCGCCUAUUCAGCCUAACCCCCUUCCCUUGUCACCACUUGGCGAGCCCUCCAGUGCUAGGCCCCUGCGCGCAUAUCAACGGCGAGCGGCGGUCCGCAUUUGUCCUUGAGGAAUACCUCCGGUCCUGGAACAAUGUCCGCCACGCAAGCCGAGGCUGAGCCGGAGGAUCACACGGUCAAAGGUUUGGCUCUGGGAAUACAAGGACUCUCCUUGAGACAGGAGCCAGUCGUUACCCAUGAAGCCGCCCAGACCCAGACUGGCUCGUCUCGAGCAUCACUACCCGCCGCUAUGGUGGACCCGGCCAGGCCACCAUCGCCAUCAGCUUCGGUCUCCAAUCCGGUAACCCCUUUUCCCUACGAAAGCGCUAGUAUGGCUUCUCCCGUGAGUCGCCAGAUGGGCGGCAAAAAAGGAGCGGGUACCCGUAUCGUAAUACCACGUAUCCCAACUACCGACGACAACGACGACCAGGCCUUAUUCGGUGAUUUUUUACGCACCAACACCUUGACUACCGUGUCGACAAACACCCCCCACACGCCCGUGACGCGAACUUCCACAUGGUCAUCCUUGGCAUCUGUAGACACGGUUGCUUCCAGUCCCACUGGUGAUUAUUAUACGAUGGAUGAGCAAAAGCAUCCCCAUCGCCUUCGUUAUCCACUAAUUCCCCUAGACUACCUUCAAUCCUACAUUAUGGAGAACCCUGUCACCUCUGAGUUCGGCAGCGACGUGGCCAAUUCUAGGGUGCCCAUCAAGAGCAGUAUAUCCAAGACUCAUGAUCUUGUCGGCUCAUAUCUCAAGUCCGAAAGGUCCGUCCACAUGGUCGACACGGACGUACCUAAACCUCUCGCAACCCGAAAGACCAUGCCCCAUAGCCGGGGACUCAGAGAAACAACCGCUGUGGCCCCCAAGCUCCUGGUAUCUCAUAGCACUUUCCCUCUUGCCUCACCGGAGUUGACGGCCCGCGAGGCCAGUUUCUCCCCGCCCCGCCACUCAGGGCCGACUCUAGCCCCAGAGAAGGGUAUCACUGGCAUCUUGGGCCCCAUAGACCUUCCGACUCGGUCCCUCUCUCUUGCCCAGCUCCGUAAGAGGGAGGCUGGGUUGAGCGGCGAGGCCAAAUCAGAGGACAGAGUAAUGCAGUUUGUCCAGGAUCAAGGCUGCCGGAGUCAGAGCUUGCGCGAUACGCCAGAAUCAAGAGCGCCUAUGGAGAGCGAUGGCACGUCCUCUAACCAUAUAGUCGGGACAGGUGCCACCCAACCUCGCACUUCUGAGCGCCCCGCAACCUCCAAAGAUGCCUCGACAUCUGCGCCAGAGAGCGAGAACUCCCUUACGGCUCAGUUAGUGCCAAGCACCAUUGACUCGGGCUGCGGCAGUGUUUCGCAAAGUUAUCAUAGGCCAGACGCCGCCCAGCCUCGCACUCCUAAGCGCCCCGCGACCUCCAAAGGAGGCUCAACAUCUACGCCAGAAAGCGAGGACUCCCCUCCGGCUCAGCCGACACCAAGUACCAGCGACUCGGGCUCCGACCAGGGUGUCGAGAGCAGUGUGGUUUGCGAAGAGCUCGCCGAAGACUCACAAGACCGGUUCACUCAGAACAUUUACGCUGUAAUUGUGCAACACACUCCAGGCCUUGUGCUCGACGAGCUCGAUCAAUCACUCAAGGAGUUGGCAGACCGGUGCGUCGAGCGCGCGGCCAACCUCACUCAAGCCACUCUUAACAAGCGGGCGGCUUCCAUCGCAGCAGCAGCUUUCUCUGGGGAUUCCCUGCCGCACAGCACCGAACCGCCACCCUGCGAUGCAUCGCCAUCUUCGCACCCAGCCAACGCGGGUGGGGGCGGCGGCUCCUUUGGCCAGGGUCAGGAGCAAGCCAACCAUCGCAAGCGUAAGGACCCGUCUGAUGGGAGCCCGGACAAAGGCUCUUCCAGCCAGGAGGACGACAGUGGCAAGGACAACCAGGGGGCUGAGUUACGCACCUCGUCCGAGGUCAAGCUGCUGAGCUGCCCGUUUCGCAAGCGCAACCCGUUUCGGUUCAAUGUUCGUGCCUACGACAGUUGCGCAUGUCAAGGGCACGCAGACAUGGCCCGGCUGAAGCGGCACGUCAAGAUAUACCACAGCCUGAAAAAUGAGAGGAAGAACCAGUGUGGCCGGUGCAUGUUAGUCUUCGAGACGGACCGCGAACUGAAAGAACACCUAAGGCAGGUCAACCGGUGCAACCUCGUCGACGUGGAUGUGGGGAAUAGAGACCCCGAGGACGGAAUCACGAAGGACAUCGAGGAUCGCAUUAAUGGCCGCAAAAAGGGGCUGAAGGUGGACACGUGGGAGGCUCUCUGGGCACUUUUGUUCCCUGAGGAUACCAUUGUGCUCAGUAGUGAAUUUGCUCCUGUUGUCGAAUCGUUUGAUGUCUGGCACGAAUUCCACUUGGACGAUGGCGGGUUUCCUCCGCUCAAGUCCAAGGGGAGCGACUGUGAGCAGUACGUCGAGAGCAAGUUCAAGAGCUGCAUGGAGGACCCGACCAAGGAGCGUAAAGAUCACGGCGGCGUGCACCUUUCCAUAAUCGAAUCAGGUGGUGCGCCUGUCGGCGCUGCACCAAGGCGGCAGCAGACCAGGCAUGAUUGGAUACCAGCCACCCCCGGCUCCUCCAGCGGACCUUCCGGCUCCCCAACGGCAAAUAGAGAGCCCAACGGUAGGAACAAACGCCGGUGCCCACAGCCAUUUCCUCCUGUACCCAGCCAUGGCGGUGUCGGCAACGGUGGCCCGCCGCCCAGCGAGCACAUAGCAACACCGAACCUGGCAUUUCGGUCUUCUUCGUACCAGCGCCCGCUGGCGCCGCGACCACAAGUGGCUGCCCACGCUGAAGAGGCGGCUGCGAGCUCCACGGCGCAGCUGAUACCUUUGCACACGGCCGCACUUGCCACUCGCAAUCAAGGCCACUACAAUGGCAUGGGCCACCACAACACCACGAACGGAGGGCUAGGCACCGGCAUGGCCAGCGGGGAAUUCGCCUUCGACGAGGAUGUCACGGAUUGGCUUGAACACAGCAAUUCGAUGAUUGGCAUGGGGGAGAUGAUGUCGGCCGUGGCCGCUGGCAAGCAACGCGAGGUCGCGCCCUUCAUGAGACGGCCAAGCUCCAGCGCCGCCACGGUAAUUCCCAACGGCAACAUGUCACCACCGCCGCAGCAGCAGCAACAGCAACGGGAGCAGCAGCAACGGCCCAUGUCAUUCACGCCCGGCAUGGGCAGCUACAGUGCCGACACGCGCCUGCUCGUGAGCCACGCGGCCGGCGGCGGCCCCGAUGGGCCAUACAAUAAUUCCGCCAUGUGUAGCGGCGCUUCUUCUCAGAUGCCGACAGCGGCCACGGCAGCCCCAACCGCCGCCAUGGCGACCAUGGCCGACGGCGUCUUCCAGCCGUUUUCCAUGGGGCCGGCCGGCUACGGCGAGCAAUAUAUACCCCCGGGGACAACAGCAGCUUUGCCAAACCCCGACGCGGACUACAUGAACAGAGGGGCGACGGUGACGUACGCAGGCGACUUGAACUUGGGCGGCAUGUCGCAGCUGAUACCCUCCGGCGACCAGAGCGGCUCCUACACAUACGCGCAACGCCAAGAUGACGUGUUGGCGGAUAGCUUACACAUGGACUACGACAUGGGAAUCACGUCUCCUGUGCCGCAUGAUGAGGCCCAGUUCCAAAGUUCUGGAUAAGGGAUACCUCUGGCUUUACCUAGUUUGCCCCUUUACUAUUUCAGGUGUCCUUUUGCAAUUUUCCAGCAGUUUGUUUUUAUACUCUCACAUGUCCUUUUUCUUUUGUUCAUAUCUCGAAACUGAGCAAAGGAGCAGAUCUCUCUUCCAGCUGGCUUGUAUUUGGCUUGGCGACAGCGUGGUAAUUUUUUUUUUUGGGUGCAGGGGGGAUCUCCGAGUAGUGAACAGCGUCGCUCUGCAUGUCAACCAAUUUACAGAUAAUCUUUGCUACCUUCAGAAACGCGCCAGCGCCGGACAGGGAGAAGCUUGCUUAAUCUAAAAUGCUGGUGGCAUACCUUGCAUUCAUGCAUGCCGUCUUGUCUGGGCUGAGGGGGUGGUUGUACUGACGCGUGCAAGACACGAAAGAGGGAAGAAACAACCGGAUGAUUAUAUGGUACACGGGCGUCUUUCUACUUAUCCACCUCUGGAACAUGAAAAAAGAAAGGCUUUCUGUAUCUUCUUUUUUUCUUGACGCCAUU